AUGUCAACCACCACCUCCUCGACCACCACCUUGGCCUCGGCCACCUCCAGCUGCUAUGCCAAGUUAUACGAUAUCCCGGUGCACGAUGCCGCAUGCGCAAUGCCGAUGAAGAGCAAUUUCUCGUCAAUCAUGACCAGCUGCUGUGGCGAAGCACCUGUCGUCGAGUACGAUGACUGUGACUACUACUGCCUGGCGCAGGGACAAACCGUUGGUACUCUUGCUGAGUGCCUGGAGAAGGCUUCGGAGGCUGGUGAUUUCUGGUGCAACACCAAUGCCAAUGCUACGGCUACUGCGACUGCUACCGCUACCGGCACUGGAAUCGUGACUCUCGGUGCCACCACGACUGGGGCAGACUCGACGGCCUCUGGCACCUCGAGUGGGGCUACUUCGACUUCGACUUCGACCUCUGCCGGAGUCGUUGUCUCUCGUCCUCUCUCGAAGUCUGCCAUUGGCGUUGUUGGUAUCCUGCUGGCUGGAUCUGCCGUGGGUCUUUUCCUUUGA
Messenger RNA from Penicillium longicatenatum, 501 nucleotides. RefSeq lists its product as uncharacterized. NCBI's taxonomy places the organism in Eukaryota, Fungi, Ascomycota, Eurotiomycetes, Eurotiales, Aspergillaceae. The record is from RefSeq and is a predicted model, not a curated record. The transcript has a single exon. Bases 1 to 501 code for a protein of 166 amino acids.